Messenger RNA from Bursaphelenchus okinawaensis, 1322 nucleotides. The record is from the annotation of a GenBank genome assembly. NCBI's taxonomy places the organism in Eukaryota, Metazoa, Nematoda, Chromadorea, Rhabditida, Aphelenchoididae.
AUGCUAAAUGUAAGCGCAGGUUAAAUAUAAGUUUGUUUUAAGCUUAUGUUUAAUCUUAGGCUCAAGCUCAAAAUCAAGCUCAGGCUCAGGCCCAGACUCAGUCUCAGGCUCAGGCUUAGGCUCAAGCUAAGUUUUAAGCUCAAGCUCAAUCUCAAUUUCAAGCUCAAGUUCAAGCUCAGUUUCAGCUUUAGGCUCAGGCUCAAGCUUAGGCUCAGGCUCAGGCUCAUUCUCAGGCUCAUUCUCAGGCUCAGGCUCAGGCUCAGGCUCAAGCUCAGGCUCAGGCUCAGGCUCAGGCUCAGGCUCAGGCUCAGGCUCAGGCUCAGUCUCAGGCUCAGGCUCAGGCUCAGGCUCAGGCUCAGGCUCAGGCUCAAGCUUAUGGUCAAGCUCAAGCUCAAGCUCAAGCUCAAGCUCAGACUCAGACUCAUUUAGUGGACGUACGUUGUCUGUCCUCUAAUCUAAGCUUGAGUUUAAAUCCUAGGCUUAUAAUGCCAAGUCAUGUUAACCUAAUAAUACCAAAAUUAAGAAAUUAAGUUUAUAAAAACUAAAGCAGUUUAACAAAAAAAGCCAUAAAAAACACCUGCCAAAACGUGUGGUUGCAAAGAAAUGCGGUUAUACAGCUCGUAAAUUUUGAUAGCAGAUGGUUAAUAAUACAGUCCCAAAACCAAUUAUUUCAAGGUGAUUGCGGUUUUACAACCUUGCUUAUUACGAAGUGCCUUUUAUUGCUAAACUUGGUUGUAAUGGACUUUAGGCUUAAUUAAGAUCUGUCGUUACGCUAUAAAAACCUAAGCCUAAAAUAAUUUUUUUUUCGAAAAAUUUUAAUUAUUUUUAUAAAUAUUAGAUUGUUCAAUUAAUUCUGUGCUCUUCCUUAAAAAAAGUAGAGGGCCAGAGGACACAGAAUUAUUUAAACUACCAAACAUUUUUAAAAUUUGAAACGUGUUGUCGUUUGCCAUUUCUUUUUGACACAAACAAACCUUAAACAACCCUGUUUGUUUGCCGCAAUUAGAAUAUUUGCGUUUUAGUCCAGACUAACAGUUAUGGCGGCUCGAAUUUCCCUUUGUAAAUUAAUAUUACAUACGCAGGUAAUCGUAUCUUACCGACUUUUGGCCCUUUAAUGGGGCUUGAAUUACUAGUUUCUGAAAGUGGUUUGCAGAGAGUGUAAAGAAUGAAGAGACGGUGCAAAGAAAGAGAGAAGGUUUAAGUCUUUUUUAAACUUUGGGCUAUUGUAGGGUUCAAAGCUGGCUUAUGCUUAGACUUUAACUUCAAUUUAGGCUUAGUUUUAGGCUCAAACUCAGGCUCAGGCUUUGGCUCAGGCUCAGGCCUAG